Drosophila subpulchrella is the source of this 1043-nucleotide messenger RNA. RefSeq lists its product as uncharacterized. The record is from RefSeq and is a predicted model, not a curated record. The transcript has 2 exons. Lineage: Eukaryota; Metazoa; Arthropoda; Insecta; Diptera; Drosophilidae. The coding region runs from base 377 to 877 and encodes 166 amino acids.
AUUAUUUCCAUCUCCUGUCACAUUAAGAGCAUUUUAAUGUUAAGCGAUUGGAUCAAUUGAGGUGGAGCCCACUCUCUGAUUUUGGACUGAUUGCUGGUGGAACCUCGGACCUCUGCAUCUGCUUCCUCUUUCUGGUCACGUCGUGGGCGCAUAAAGACGCCGCGGACACCGCCGAUCGUGGGGAACCAAGACCAUAGUAGAGUGCCGACGUCAGAGCGUAGGUCCAAAAAAGGAUGCCCCUACUGGGUCCACGCGCCGCACACUAAGCAGGUGCCCAUCCAAGUCCUACCUAUAAAAGCGCCCAGGGGAGCUCUCCAAGUCAUCAGUCGUUGGAUCCGCCUUCCCAUAGAUACACUUCCAUCACACCAAUUCCACCAUGGCAAAAUUCCAAGUAGUCCUCGUAGUUGCGGCCCUUAGCUUGCUGGCCGUUUCUGAAGCCCAGAAGCAGCGCUACUCGCAGCGCUUGAGCCGCGGACGUUCGAGGUAUUCCGCUCGCCAGGAGCUGGCUCCCGCGGACGGAGGCGAUACGGACGCUGUGACGCCCUACCCCUCGGCCGACGAGCUGAAGCCGGAAGUGCCGUUCGAUGAGGCGGCUGCUCCCUCGGCCGCUGAGCCCACACCGGAUGCCGUUUACGGACCGCCCGAUGCUGCGCCCAACAACGUUCCCGACGAGGUGUACGGCCCGCCGGACGUGACCGGAAACGACCUGCCCGCCGCCGCUGACAUUCCGGCGGAGCAGCAGGCUCGUUUGGUGGCUGCCAGGAGGGCUGCCAAUUACCGGAGAAUCGCUCAGCCCGUGGCCUAUCGUCGUCCGGCUUCCGCUGCAGCUCGUCCGGCCAAGUUGAGCGUCGCCCGAUCCACCGUGCGACGAUUCUAGAUUGGCAGCACCCAACUCAAAACAAAAACCCAUGACGAUCCAACCGAGACACGUUGACGACAAAGCUACACACGCGCACACUUUUUUCACCUGAACACACUGAUACACACAUGAAAACCUUACUCGAUUAUAAUAUAACACAAAUAAAUCAUGUUUUGAGAUAGAA